Messenger RNA from Myotis brandtii (Brandt's bat), 833 nucleotides. RefSeq names its product transmembrane protein 244 (gene TMEM244). The record is from RefSeq and is a predicted model, not a curated record. Bases 16 to 519 code for a protein of 167 amino acids. The transcript has 5 exons. Lineage: Eukaryota; Metazoa; Chordata; Mammalia; Chiroptera; Vespertilionidae.
UAGUCUUCAAGAGCAAUGGAAAAGCUCGAGGUGACAAUUGCCUCUUCUUCCAGAUGUCGUCCACAUAAAGAGCGUGGCUCUCACCACCUCAUUGACAUAGGAUGUGACAUGGCUCUCCAGGUCAGAGUUGCUCCAAGAAAGAAAAGACUUGUUACCAACAACCAUGUGAAGAAGCCCAGGCUUUGGAGCUCACGCCUGUCUUCUCUGCAGGUUGUUUUGCAAAACCUUCUUAAAUGUGUCAUCCUCUUCUACACUGUGUACUACGUGGUUCUGAGCCUGGGCUGCAGGGCGCUCAGGGUGGAUGAGUUGGAUGUCCUGGCACCAUUUGAUUUCAAAACAAAUCCCGCAUGGGCCAACUAUAACGUGCUUUUAGUCUCAACGGAGGUCACCUACUUCAUUUGUGGAUUGCUUUUCAUUCUGGUUGUGGAAGAAUGGGUUUGGGAUUAUGCUAUUUCAGUAACUGUUCUCCAUGUUGCCAUCACUUCAACUGACGAUGAUCUUCUAACACAGUGCUUCUGAAAAUUUAAUGUGCAUUUGAAUCACCUGGAGAUCUUGGUACAAUGCUGAUUUUGGUUUAGAAGAGAUGUGUGGAGCCUGUAAGUCUGUAUUUCUAGCAAUUCCUGCAAAAUGCCUGUGUUGCUGGUUCAUGUUGCUACUUUGAGUAGCAAGAUCUAAGUGCUUGGGACCACAGGUGUUUUUAGGUUGUAUAGCUCUGUACUGCCAAUUCUAUGUUUUUCAUAUCAUUGUUUUCAAUAAAUGUUUGUUGGAUUGGAAUUACAACUGAGGUGAGUUAAAUUUAUAUGUAUCUUAAAUAUUUACCACUUUUUAAUAUA